GGCAGGGGAUGUGGAGAGGAGGGAUGGCUGCUGGGGAAGGCCUGGGACCGGCGCUCAGGGCCGUGAAGGAGCGGGUGCGGCAGGCGGCGGCCCGGAGGCCCCAGAGCUUGCCCGCACUGCAACCUCGUCUUGUAGCCGUCAGUAAAACGAAACCGGCCGAAAUGGUGAUAGAGGCCUACAACCACGGGCAGCGCAGCUUUGGGGAAAACUAUGUUCAGGAAUUGCUAGAAAAGGCAUCAGACUCCAGUAUCUUGUCGUCGUGUCCCGAGAUCAAAUGGCAUUUCAUAGGCCACCUUCAGAAAAACAAUGUCAACAAGCUGAUUGCUGUACCCAACCUAUUUAUGCUGGAAACUGUGGAUUCUGUGAAGUUGGCAGACAGAGUGAACAGUUCAUGGCAGAAGAAGGGCUCUUCAGAGAGGCUGAAGAUCAUGGUGCAAGUGAACACCAGUGGGGAGGACAGUAAACAUGGCCUGCCGCCUGGUGAAACAGUGACAACCGUGGCACAUAUCAUCCAGAAGUGUACAAGCCUGGAAUUUGUGGGCUUGAUGACCAUUGGGAGCUUUGGGCAUGACCUCAGUCAGGGACCCAAUCCUGACUUCCAGAUGUUGAUCUCCUUGCGUCAGGAGGUGUGUGAAAAGCUCCAUAUCCCGAUCGAGAAGGUUGAGCUGAGCAUGGGGAUGUCGACAGACUUUCAGCACGCAAUUGAAGUUGGAUCCACCAAUGUUCGAAUCGGAAGUACAAUCUUCGGCGAACGCGAUUACCCCAACAAGCCUUCCAGUGACAAGGCCCUAGGAGAAAUUAAAGGAAAACUGGAGAACUUGACGGUGCAGGAACACUAAUGCAAGAAGGCCAUGGAAGUUCCCUCCCAGCAGAGGGAAUAUGCUCAGAUAGACCUUACUAUGCACUUGAAUUUCUCCCUUUGUGCUGACUGAUGUGGGGCGCAAUCAGGUAACGGGAAGGUGUCACAAGCGCCUCGGUUACCUGUAACUUUGCUAUUGUGUAUCCAUAGAAAUUGGAUUUUUUUAACCAGCAAACAAACACCUGUGAUUGCCAAGUGACUUUUCGUACCUUAGCUACAGUGAACUUUAGAUAGCUCUACUGGAUAACCAGCUGACUUAAGCCCUACUAGGUCUGGGCGUAAAACCAUUUCCAGCUGUGACCGUCGUACAUUUC
Molecule: messenger RNA, 1173 nt
Organism: Euleptes europaea (tarantolino)
Lineage: Eukaryota; Metazoa; Chordata; Lepidosauria; Squamata; Sphaerodactylidae
Gene: PLPBP
Product: pyridoxal phosphate binding protein
Exons: 8
Coding region: 9-839 (276 amino acids)
Cellular component (GO): intracellular anatomical structure
Molecular function (GO): pyridoxal phosphate binding
Source: RefSeq, a predicted model, not a curated record